GCUUAUAAAAUUAUAUUCGCUCACAGCUCCUCGCGACGGCGACGAGAGAGAGCAUUGCGAAGUACUUCGAUUUCGUUUCGCCUGUGCUGUCAUGUUCAGAUAACAUCUUGGUGCCGUGAUAACGGCCUUCAAGAUAAUUUCAUACUGUGUUCUAAACUAAUUCGAAGUACAGUGCUCUACGAUAUCGUUUCGGACAUCAAUUCAAAUCUAUCGUAAGCGUCUAAUAUGGGCACAAAUAUGAUGGCACCUUUAACCACAAGAAUUCUACCGCAGCUGCAUUAUUUGUGUCAUCACAGAUAUCUCUCGAGCGUGAGUCAAUGUACCGUGUACGAUCUGGUGAUCGUCGGCGGCGGCAUCGUCGGAUGCGCCACAGGCCGUGAGAUGAUUAUGAGACAUCCGAACCUGAAAAUUGCAAUUGUCGAAAAAGAGAACGCCCUGGCCAGACAUCAAACGGGACACAACAGCGGUGUAGUGCACGCCGGCAUUUAUUAUACGCCUGGAAGCAUGAAGGCGAAACUUUGUGUAGAAGGUCUGAAGCUCUCGUACGAAUACUUUUGCAAGAACAACAUACCACACAAGAAAAUCGGCAAACUGAUUGUCGCCCAGAACCAGGACCAAGUCAAGAGAAUAGACGACCUCUUUGAUCGAGGUAUGAAGAACAACGUUCCGGACCUUGAGAUUGUUGAAAAAGACUGCAUAUCGAAAUAUGAACCUAAAUGUCAGGGAGAAAAAGCCUUAUGGUCGCCGUGGACUGGCAUAGUAGAUUGGGCAGUGGUGUGUCAACACUUCGCAAACGAUUUCCAGAAAAUGGGAGGUGAGAUUUUUCUAAACUUCGAAGUGACAGGAUUCACGGAGAUGACUGAAUCAAAAGGGCAAUCUGAUCUAUGUCCCAUAUCCGUACAGUCGAAGAAUCGAAGCAUACCAGCGAAGAAUGUGCUGACGUGCGCCGGUUUACAUUCGGAUCGGUUGGCGGUGAUGACGGGCUGCGAUUUAAGUCCACGUAUAAUCCCUUUUCGUGGAGAGUAUCUUCUACUGAGCGAGAGCAAGCGGCAUCUCAGCACGACCAACUUGUACCCGGUACCCGAUCCCAGAUUUCCAUUCUUAGGAGUACACUUUACACCUAGAAUGAGCGGCGAUGUCUGGCUAGGUCCCAACGCUGUCUUGGCGCUCGCUAGAGAAGGCUACAGCUGGUUCGACAUAAAUAUAAAAGACUGUAUAGAAAUGGCGAAAUUCCCUGGCCUGUACAAGCUGUGCUUCCGAUAUUUUGUACCAGGUUGCAUGGAGGUGAUAAAAUCGAUUUUCUACCCGCUGGCAGUAAAGGACCUGCAAAAGUUUAUCCCGGAAGUAACAUAUAAAGAUGUCAAGAGAGGACCAACCGGUGUGAGAGCACAGGCGUUGGAUAACGACGGCAAUCUAAUCGACGAUUUCGUUUUCGACUCCGGCACCGGUACUAUCGGAAGCAGAGUGCUACAUUGCCGAAACGCACCAUCACCCGCUGCGACUAGCUCUAUGGCGAUAGCAAAAUUUAUCGCCGAUAAACUCGAUGCUGAUUUUAAGUUCUAAUAUGACAAUACAGUUGACGUCAGUACAUCAUGCGUGAUUACGUAAUCAAACAAGAAACGUGAGAGGAACAACAGGCACUUUUAUCGAAGGGUUUCUAAAGAAGCUAGAUGUAUAUUUUCUGAAUCAAAUAAUAUCUCUCGUAUAGUAUUGCUAAGUAAUUUGGUCUUCCAUGAAAUAAAAUGCAUUUAUGCAUAUGCAUAUAUAAA
Molecule: messenger RNA, 1769 nt
Organism: Odontomachus brunneus
Lineage: Eukaryota; Metazoa; Arthropoda; Insecta; Hymenoptera; Formicidae
Gene: L2HGDH
Product: L-2-hydroxyglutarate dehydrogenase, mitochondrial
Exons: 8
Coding region: 226-1563 (445 amino acids)
Molecular function (GO): (S)-2-hydroxy-acid oxidase activity; (S)-2-hydroxyglutarate dehydrogenase activity
Source: RefSeq, a predicted model, not a curated record